CAUCGCAGGAGCUCACGCGGCCACCGUACUUGUUGUAAACAUGUCGUCUGACGAAGAUAGCGUUGAGGAUUUCGUGACUUAUGGAACUCCUUUAGAGCCUCUGGAAGAAGAUGAACCCAUCAGAAAGCCGGUACCUGUGCACGAACAGAGUUACAGGAGAUUUCACGGUGCUUUCACUGGUGGCUUCUCCGCUGGUUACUUCAACACAGUCGGCUCUCAAGAAGGCUGGACUCCAUCAACGUUUGUAUCGUCUCGACAGCAAAAGGCAGAGAGACAGAAUGCUAGACCAGAGGACUUUAUGGAUGAGGAGGAUUUUAGUGAGCAUGGUAUUGCCCCUCGAGAGAUUGUCACUACAGAUGAUUUUGCAUCUGAGAGGAAAGAUCAGUUAAAGGACAAGGCACGAGCGGUCAGCUCUCUUGCUGCUCUGAUACCUGGAGACACUGGACUGCUGGAGGAGCUUAUUGCCCCUGCAAGGUCAUCCAUUGGUGUGGCGCUGCUGAGAAAAAUGGGCUGGAAAGAUGGCCAGGGAGUUGGACCAAGACUGAAGAGAAAGCAAUGCAAGCAAAACACUGAUGCGGUUAAAGUUUAUGGCUGUGUGUUGCCACGCAAUGGAUCAGAGGAGUCAGAGUUUAAAAUGUGUUUAUGUUUUGUAGGCCCAAGCUCUGUGUUUGAGCUGCUUGGCAGUAAGGACAGAGAGCGGCUGAACGAGAUCCGCAGUGUAGCCAAGGAGCGGAAUAAAUCUGUAGGAAACCUUUCCUCAGCUGAAGAUCGAGCUGCUGUGGUGGCUUCAGCUAAAGCUGCUGUUCUACAGGCCCUGUCCAGCCGUUUCCAGUCAAACGCCCCACAGCCCAAUUCUCUAACCUCUCCAGCCAAAACUCAGGCUUCCUCUGAAACGCAGAUGGCUUUGAAUGCUUGGUCCGGUCCCACUGCAGAUGCUAGCAAAACCUUUAAACCUUUUGCAAAAAAUCCCCAGAAACAGGCUCGCUAUGAUCUGUACAUCAACAAACUCAGAAAGGGCGAUAAAGAUGCCCUGGAGUCGAGUCUGGACUCUUCCAUGACUGAGUGGGAGAGAUGGAGAGAAAGGGAGGAAUUUGUGCGUGCUGCAUUACUCUAUAAGCCCAGCAACUCUUCUCUCUCCUCACGUUUCACACGUGGCAAACAUGAGGAUGAUACAGACAGUGUUGAGGUCACACAGGAUCAAGAGAAUGAUGUGGAUGACCAGCAGGCCGCUGUGAAGAUGAAGAUAUUUGGAAAGCUGACCAGAGACACUUUUGAGUGGCACCCUGAUAAACUAUUGUGUAAAAGGUUCAACGUUCCAGACCCUUAUCCAGGGUCCAGUACUGUGGGAAUGCCUAAAAUAAAGAGAGAUAAGUACUCGGUCUUUAACUUCCUGACAAUAACGGAUAGCAGCCAGGUCAGUAGGGAGGCCCCGAGUGCUUCCAAACCUCCCAGCUCCAGCACAACCCUUCCCCAUUUGACUCCAGAAGUCAAUAAGAAAUCCAGGUGGGACAUAGCAGAGCAGGUAUCUGAACCAAAAGACCCACUUAGUGCGUUCCUCAGUGAAACGCGCAGUGAAGUUUCAGCGGCCAAGCAAACCGAAGCUGGGGCCAAGAACCAGACCGACUCUUCACAUGCUUCUGCCACUCCAGAGAUAAAAGUGGCACAGUCCGAUGGGAAGCAGACUGAGCCAAAGACUGAUGAGGAGGAGGAGAAGGAAGAGGACGAAGAAGAAGUGAGGCCUCCUAUGGAUCUCUUUAAAGCCAUCUUUGCCAGCUCUUCAGAUGAGAAGAGCUCAUCUUCAUCUGAAGAGGAUAGUGAAGAAGAAGGUGGCCCCUCUUCAGAGACACCCAACCCACCCAUCUCAGCUCAGAUCACUCCUGCUCCUGACGUCAGCAAAGUGCCAGAUUUAAAGCAUCUUACAGUCCAGAGCAAGCCAUCUGCUGAAACAACUACAGCACAAAAUACCCAGUCCUCCUCCCAUAGUGCUCCUGAUAAAUCACAAGGCCUGGAUGAAGAGGAGUUUGGCCCCAGACUGCCACCUCCUGGGUUUAUCCCAUCUGCACACUCGCCGCAGCUGAAGAAACAAAAGAAGAAAGAUAAAGAGAAACACAAAGCCAAGAAACACAAAAAAGAGAAAAAGAAGAAAAAGAACAAGAAACAUAAGCAUAAAGGGAAACAGAAGAAGAGGGUAGAUGAGUCUAAUAGCAGCUCAGACGACACCGACUCCAACAGUGAAGAUGAAAAUAGAGUUGUGUCUACUAGUGAACUGCUCCAGAGGUUAAAAAACGUCAGGAACAAGAGAUAGAAUGUGUCUGAAGAACCAAGAGUGAAGAUUUUGUCUUACAAAAACUUCAAGAUGAAUAC
Sinocyclocheilus grahami is the source of this 2364-nucleotide messenger RNA. RefSeq names its product G patch domain-containing protein 1-like. Lineage: Eukaryota; Metazoa; Chordata; Actinopteri; Cypriniformes; Cyprinidae. The record is from RefSeq and is a predicted model, not a curated record. Gene Ontology annotation, cellular component: nucleus. Gene Ontology annotation, biological process: mRNA processing. Gene Ontology annotation, molecular function: RNA binding.